Molecule: messenger RNA, 3211 nt
Organism: Ceratosolen solmsi marchali
Lineage: Eukaryota; Metazoa; Arthropoda; Insecta; Hymenoptera; Agaonidae
Gene: Rpn2
Product: Regulatory particle non-ATPase 2
Exons: 14
Coding region: 123-3167 (1014 amino acids)
Biological process (GO): proteasome-mediated ubiquitin-dependent protein catabolic process; regulation of protein catabolic process
Cellular component (GO): proteasome regulatory particle, base subcomplex; proteasome complex; proteasome storage granule
Molecular function (GO): enzyme regulator activity
Source: RefSeq, a predicted model, not a curated record
AUUCUAAAAAUAUAGUUUUGUCAUUUUCAUGUUUAAGUCUAUUUUAGAUAUUGUGUUUGGGGGAUUAUUUCUUUAUAUACAAUUUAUUAACAAUAAAGAUAGAUUUUAUUAAUAAUUUCAAAAUGAAUAUUACUUCAGCAGCUGGCAUAAUUUCCUUACUCGAAGAACCAAUACCUGAAUUAAAAGUUUUCGCCUUAAAGAAGUUGGAUAUGAUUGUUGAUGAAUUUUGGCCAGAAAUAUCGGAAGCAAUUGAAAAAAUUGAGAUACUUCACGAGGAUAGAAAUUUUAACCAUCAUGAACUUGCAGCUUUAGUAGCAAGUAAAGUAUAUUAUCAUCUUGGAAGUUUUGAAGACUCUUUAACCUAUGCAUUAGGAGCAGGUGAAUUAUUCGAUGUUAAUGCUCGAAAUGAAUAUGUGGAUACUAUUAUCGCUAAAUGCAUUGAUUUUUACACACAACAACGAGUGCUUGAAGCUGAAAAUAAAUUAUGUACUGAUUAUAAAGGAAUUGAUCCUAGAUUAGAGGGUAUAGUAAAUAGAAUGUUUCAGAGAUGUUUAGAUGAUAAUCAGUAUCGUCAGGCUUUAGGACUAUCACUUGAAACAAGACGAAUGGAUAUUUUUGACGCUGCCAUUAUGCAAUCGGAUGAUGUAAGUGGGAUGUUAUGUUAUGCAUUUCAAGUGGUAAUGAGUCUUAUUCAAAAUCGUGGUUUCCGAAAUGCUGUACUUCGUUGCUUGGUUGGUUUAUAUAAAAAUUUAAAUACUCCAGAUUAUGUUAGCAUGUGUCAGUGUUUGAUAUUUUUGGAUGAUGCGUUGGCAGUUGCAGAACUUUUAGACAGACUUAGUAAAGGAUCUGAAAAUUGUGCAUUAAUGGCUUAUCAAAUUGCAUUUGAUCUUUAUGAAUCUGCCACACAACAAUUUCUUGGGCGUGUGCUACAAGCUCUAAAAGCUACAGCUCCUGUGCCAGGAGCUCUUAUAGUGAAAGCAAUCGUUAAAUCAGAUACAUCUACUUCAGUUUCUUAUCAGGAAAAUGUUGAACCUAUAAUGAUAGAAGUAACAGAUUCUGGAAAAAGCUCGGAGGAAGUAGAACAAAAAAAUAUUAAUAAUUUGACUACUGAAGAACGCGAGCAACAAGAAAGAGUGAAUGCUUUGUCCAAAAUUCUAGGCGGUGAAAUUUCUAUCGAUUUACAUUUACAGUUUCUUAUUCGUAGUAAUCAUACAGAUAUGCUCAUUUUAAAAAACACUAAAGAUGCAAUAAGAGUGUCAAUUUGUCAUACUGCUACUGUCAUUGCCAAUGCUUUUAUGCAUUCAGGUACAACAAGUGAUCAAUUUCUAAGAGAUAAUUUAGAGUGGUUGGCGCGAGCAACAAAUUGGGCAAAAUUAACAGCUACUGCGUCUCUUGGAGUUAUUCAUCGCGGUCAUGAACAAGAAGCAUUACCUUUAAUGCAAUCUUAUUUACCCAGAGAUACAGGUGCUGGUGCAGGAUAUUCAGAAGGUGGAGGAUUAUAUGCUUUAGGACUUAUUCAUGCUAAUCAUGGAGCAGCAAUUACUGAUUAUUUGUUAGGACAACUAAAAGAUGCUCAAAAUGAAAUGGUUAGACAUGGCGGUUGCCUUGGAUUGGGAUUAGCUGCUAUGGGUUCUCAUAGGCAGGAUGUAUAUGAACAACUAAAAUUUAACCUUUAUCAAGAUGAUGCUGUAACUGGUGAAGCUGCUGGUAUUGCAAUGGGCAUGGUUAUGUUAGGUUCAAAACUAACCCAAGCUAUUGAAGAUAUGGUCGCGUACGCACAAGAAACGCAACAUGAAAAAAUUUUACGUGGACUGGCAGUCGGAAUUGCUUUUACAAUGUACGGUCGUCUUGAAGAAGCAGAUCCCUUAAUUAGUUCUCUUAGUGCUGAUAAAGAUCCAAUACUUCGAAGAAGUGGAAUGUAUACUCUAGCUAUGGCAUAUUGUGGUACAGGCAAUAAUCAAGCAAUUCGCAAACUUCUUCAUGUUGCUGUAUCUGAUGUAAAUGAUGAUGUUCGACGUGCAGCAGUGACAGGACUAGGAUUUUUGCUUUUUAGAAAUCCUGAACAGUGUCCAAGUGUGGUAUCUCUAUUAGCAGAAAGUUACAAUCCACAUGUUCGUUAUGGAGCAGCAAUGGCAUUAGGUAUUGCGUGUGCUGGUACAGGUCUAAAAGAAGCAAUAGGUUUGCUUGAUCCGAUGACAAAUGAUCCAGUAAAUUUUGUACGUCAAGGUGCACUUAUUGCAUCAUCCAUGAUUCUUAUUCAACAAACAGAAGCUACCUGUUCUCGUGUAAAGGACUUUCGAAUACUUUAUGCUAAAGUUAUUAUUGAUAAACAUGAAGACCAUAUGGCGAAAUUUGGUGCAAUUUUGGCUCAGGGUAUUAUAGACGCAGGAGGACGGAAUGUAACUGUUUCUUUACAGUCACGAACUGGUCAUACUAACAUGUUAGCAGUUGUAGGAGCACUCGUGUUUACCCAAUAUUGGUAUUGGUAUCCACUUGCGCAUUGUUUAGCAUUAGCAUUUACACCAACUUGUCUUAUUGCUUUAAAUGCUCAACUGAAAAUGCCGAAACUUAAUUUAAAAUCAAAUGCUAGGCCCAGCAUAUAUGCUUAUCCACCCCCACUUGAAGAGAAAAAACGAGAAGAACGAGAAAAAGUUACAACAGCUGUUCUUAGUAUUGCAGCAAGAGCUAGAAGACGUGAAUCAGAACGCCGUGCUCGUGAUUCUCACGAAAAAAUGGAUAUCGAUCUACCUAUAAAUAUUACGGAAACCAAGGAUAAUCCUGAAGCUAAGGAUGAUAGAAAAUAUAAAGAAAAAGAUGAUAAAGAAAAUAAAAAUGUUAAAGAUAAAAGAAAGGAAGAUAGUAUUGACAAAUGCGAUAAAGAUAGAGAGAGAGAGAAAGAAAAGGAAAAAAAAGAUACCGAACCCAAUUAUGAGAUUCUACAAAAUCCAGCACGUGUUUUACGGCAUCAACUAAAAGUAAUUCAGUUAGUUGAAGGUAGUUUGUAUACAACAGCAAAAGAUGUACAAAUUGGUGGAAUUGUAAUGGUCAAACACGUUCAUACAAACAAAGACGAAGAAUUAGUGGAACCAGUAGCUGCAUUUGGACCAAAGCCUGAUGAAGAAAAGGAAUCAGAUCCACCAGAACCAUUUGAAUAUAUUGAAGAUUAAAAUAAAAAAGAUAUAUUAUGAUUAUUAAUAACCAAUCAUAUCAA